This is a messenger RNA of Pseudo-nitzschia multistriata, 2742 nucleotides long. Lineage: Eukaryota; Bacillariophyta; Bacillariophyceae; Bacillariales; Bacillariaceae. The record is from the annotation of a GenBank genome assembly.
AAUACAACAAAAAAUGAUGGGGCUUGAGUUGCUUUCGAGAUGGUGUACGGUACAACGUGRAGAGAAUGCGCAAGACAUAACGAUUCAACUCGAAGUAGAUGUGGAGCACGAGACGAUUCGAGAAUGUCCGWUCUCGUUGGCCACGACAAUUCUGUUGCCGCGGAUAAUGAGAAUGGAAUUUUGAACAUGGACGAAACGCAAGAGGAGGAGAUUUAUGGGAGAUCAAGGGAAGCUCCCGGUUAUGGUUACCCUGACCCCAACACGAUGAAGCAUCGAAAAAUUGGAACAUCGUCAAAGCGUUUGGCAAAGUAUCGAAGAGAUUCCACGUGCUUUCACGUCUUUUUGGAUCGAUGGCCCCGGCUUGUAGCAAUCAUCAAAUGCUUCUUUUUAUUUGCAUGUUUGCUGCUCGUGACGUUUCUCGGAGGAUACGCAAUCAGCAGACUUGAGUUUCCGCACGAAAUUGAGAAUAACGAUUCCAUAAUGAGAGAAAAGUGGUUUCUGCAAAUUCUACCAGUAAAUAAAACAAAGAAUGCAAUCAAGGAAUUGCCCGCGGCAUGUUUGCGUUACUAUGGUAAUCUAGUCGAGACGAAAAACAACAUUUCCACUGACACCAUCGAUAAGAGCGAGUUGGAAUCGAGCGGCAUUGCAAGCAAUCAUUCGUUYGUUGAMCAGGCGAAUGCCGACAUGUUCUUUUUACGAUUUCAGUCGAUAUUUUUAUCCCAUGCGAACGUUACAUUUGAAGAGUUCAGUAACUUUACCAACUCGACUAUCUUCAGCGAUUCUCAAGCCAGUGUGUCGACAGAUGGUAUCCAUAAUACGAUGAUCAGUGCUAACAAUAUUGCUCAUAAUUCUUCAUCUUUGUCAGACAGUCUUCUUGGUGUCAUGGACGUAUGCAGUGAUAUCGUUAGUGAAUUGGUGACUGGYCUAUUAGAUUUCACGGUCGAGGCAACAAACCGUGAGCAAAAUAGCCAAGAUUUGACUUUCAAUUGGAUUAGAUGCUGGAACAUUUCGGACUCCGGGAGCAUGGAUCUCUACAAGGCAACAACACAAGAACAAAUCAAUGCGAGUCAGACCCCGAAUCAAAAACGCUACUUUGCCCAAGAGUGGAACAAGAACCAAAAAGAGUUGUUUCAUCAUUAUCUGACCGAACUCAAUUGCAACGAAAAUACCACCGCUAUGGUCUUCGAUGGACUAAAUUUUUCGAAGUGCACGUGGAAAGCAAUGAAACAAUCAGUAUUAGACGCUUCGGCUGGAAAGGGAUGCUAUGCCAAUACUGCAUCUGCAUCCUGGUUCUGGUUCACAGUGAUGACGAGUAAGUGAUCAGGCAUAUGGUAAAAAAUCUUUGAACGAGCAAGAAUGCACCAGAAAACUCACUUGCAUUCUCUUCCAUUCAUUUUCGUUCAAUAUAUUUUUGCUUGAAAAGCCCUCGGAUACGGUAAGAAGAACUGUUGAUACUAGAGACAAUCUAUUGAUUAAAAAAUGUUGUCAUCUGAAUCUCCUCAUUUAUCAUUUCAUGUUUUAAAUCGCCGACAAUUAUUGUCCGAUAGGAAACUCUGUUCCCAACACAGUAGAAACUCGCAUACUUGUAUUUGCUUUCGGAUGGUUAUCUGUUGUUGCCUUUGGGGGGAUCAUGGUUGUGUGUUCUUUUACUAUGACAACUAUCGCCGAUGAUGUUCUCGUUCGAUUGAACAUGAGGUGGUUGCGGCGACCAAUAUAUUCGACACCGGCGUGGGCACUGAUCACUGCUGCCUACUCCGUACUUCUUGCCUACCAGAUACAAAAUUAUUGGAAUGUCCAAGUUCCAGAAUUUUCCUACAWGACUGGAGAUUCAUAUUGGUUUUCAUAUAUUACGCUUCUGACCAUUGGACUGGGAGAUUUCUAUUUACAAUCCGAAGGUCUUUUUUUUUACAAUGUAAUCGUGUGGUCCGUAAUGGCGUUGACUGGAUUUAUUUUCACGACUUCUUUUUUAAGCAAGUUCAGUGAAUUGAUCGUGGAUUGUUUUCCCAGAGACGCUGAAAGCCUAGAGUAUCAUCUAGCCCGCACCGAUAUAUGUGGCUAUGGAAUCAAUACCCCUAUAAGCAAAUCACUUGAAACUCUUCGGCAGUUAAUAGAUAAAGAAAGAGAAGAAGUGGUAUUUGGAGCAUUGAUUGAGAGUCAAUACGACAGCCACUGCAACCAAGAACAUUCUGGCAAGAAGAGCUAUAGAAGUAGCUUUCGUGGAAGAGACGAUCAAGCGAAAACACCCGAUGGCAAGACUAUUAAUCACCAUCGAAUUCAAAUCUUGAUAGAAAAGAAGAAUAUUUUGAUAAGACUUUUAGAGCGCAAUCAAUCGGAGAUGGAGGACAGAAUGGAUUCAAACAUAAUUCUUGAAUCAUCAACCGAAAGUGACGAGGACAAAGGCAGGUUUGGAAUCUAUCUCAAGUCGCAAGGUGCGAGGGAGUCCCUUACAACGCUGGAAGAACUGCGGCGAGACGAAGAAAUCUUAGAAUCAACUCUGACCCGAACAAAGGACAUCCGACGGUCGUURGAAGCGCAGUGCAAGAAUAUGGUAAGCGAUAGUUCCAGUUGGGGGUCAGAAUAACAUUAUGGUUUACAAAACAGUCUCCAUGACUGUCAUAGUUUGGUCUUCUUUGAGGUUGAUACCAUUCAUUUACUUAGAMUAGUAUUUCGCCAAAAUUUGGGUUCUAGCAUCAUUAUUUGUAUUUAAAUAGUAGGAGUUCAGAAAAAAACACUUAAAGCACC